AUGGUCGCAGGCGUUCAGAUCCACACAAAGGUCGACAUUCCCAACCCUCAGUCUGACAUCCUCACCGAUGGUGCACUUGUCUUCCUCGCUGCACUCCAUAGGACGUUCGAGUCUACCAGACAUAGCCUCCUAGUUGCGCGUGAUGUUGCGCAGGGCAAGUUUGACUCAGGAGUGCCUCUUGACUUCCCUCCUGAAACAGCGCACAUCCGUGCUGAACCCUCAUGGCACUGCGCACCCCCUGCACCCGGUCUUGAAGACAGACGCGUUGAGAUUACCGGUCCUACUGACCGUAAGAUGGUAAUAAACGCUCUGAACUGUGGUGCGAAGACCUUUAUGGCAGAUUUCGAAGACUCCAGCGCCCCUACGUUCGCAAACAUGAUCAACGGUCAAGUCAACUUGCGCGACGCCAUAAGGCGUCAGAUCGACUUUGAAUCCUGGCCUAGGGGCUGGCACUUGGACGAGACGCGUAUUACCAUCGACAAUACCCCUCUCUCAGCUUCUCUCUUUGAUUUUGGACUCUACUUCUACCACAAUGCCAAGGAACUCAUCAAGCGCGGCUCAGGCCCCUACUUUUAUCUUCCAAAGAUGGAGCACUAUCUUGAAGCCCGUCUAUGGAACGACGUCUUCCUCUUCUCUCAGUCUUACGUUGGAAUACCUCACAACACAAUCAGGGCGACUGUCCUCAUCGAGACACUUCCAGCGGCGUUCCAAAUGGAAGAAAUUCUCUUCGAGCUCAGAAACCACUCUGCUGGAUUGAAUUGCGGAAGAUGGGACUAUAUUUUUAGCGCCAUCAAGAAGCGAAGGGCGGACAAAAGCGCCGUGUUACCAGAUAGGAAAGAUGUUACUAUGGCAGUACCAUUUAUGGAUUCGUAUGUACGCCUUUUAAUCCAAACUUGCCACAGGAGGAAGGUUGCUGCUAUGGGGGGCAUGUCUGCUCAAAUCCCUAUCAAGGAUAACCUUCAAGCCAACGAGUUGGCGAUGGAGAAGGUUCGAGCAGACAAGAUUCGUGAGGUCACUGCUGGCCAUGAUGGUACUUGGAUUGCGCAUCCCUUUAUGACCCAGAUUGCUCUCAAAGCGUUUGACGAAAAUAUGCUCGGUCCUAACCAGUACCACGUCAGACGUGAGGACGUGAAAGUGGCUGCAGCGGACUUGUUGAAUGCCAAAGUUCCCGGAAAGGUCACGGAGGACGGCAUCCGUUCAAAUGUCUCUGUGGCUCUGGCAUACUGCGGGGCCUGGAUCGGCGGCAACGGCUGCAUCCCUGUCAACUACUUGAUGGAGGACGCGGCUACGGCUGAGAUUGCGCGUGUACAGCUUUGGCAGUGGGUGAAAUACAGCACACGUAUCGACACUGGCGAACAGAUUACCGCGCAGUAUGUUGACCGUAUAAUCGCGGAGCAGGCGCCCGGUAUCAAGAAGAUCGCCCCGGGCGUCAAGGAAGGCCACUUGAAAAUUGCCAAGAAGUAUCUCACGGAGCAAAUCAGGCAACAAUGGCCAAGUGAAUUUUUGACGAGUGACUUGAUGCCAUACUUGACGAUGGCUGAUGGCGUCGAGGACAAGUGGUAUAGGAGCUCUUUGUAA
This is a messenger RNA of Suillus bovinus, 1578 nucleotides long. RefSeq names its product malate synthase. Gene Ontology annotation, biological process: glyoxylate cycle. The transcript is spliced from 6 exons. Bases 1 to 1578 code for a protein of 525 amino acids. The record is from RefSeq and is a predicted model, not a curated record. Gene Ontology annotation, molecular function: malate synthase activity. Gene Ontology annotation, cellular component: cytoplasm; peroxisomal matrix. Lineage: Eukaryota; Fungi; Basidiomycota; Agaricomycetes; Boletales; Suillaceae.